Prosopis cineraria is the source of this 698-nucleotide messenger RNA. RefSeq lists its product as uncharacterized. The annotation marks the transcript as partial. The record is from RefSeq and is a predicted model, not a curated record. Gene Ontology annotation, molecular function: DNA binding. NCBI's taxonomy places the organism in Eukaryota, Viridiplantae, Streptophyta, Magnoliopsida, Fabales, Fabaceae. The transcript is spliced from 5 exons.
ACACGUGGCUUUGGAGUCCCAUUUGUGGACUCUUCUUCAAUCUGUGGAGAUCGUCCUGAAGUCUGUUCCGGUCAGAGUUGCUGCACUUCUACCUUCGGAACACUCUCGGAUCUAGCUGUUCCUUCGCCGUUCCUCGUUUACCGAUCAUAUGGCCGAUCGCAGCUUCAGUGGCAAAUAGCAGUCGCGUAAUUAGGAAUGAAGAAGUCAGAGUGAUUGUGUCAAAUGGAAUAAGUCAUACAAAUAAAUCGGAAUAAUGAAGCUCCAACAAAUUUCACAAUUUUGAAACAACGGAAAAUAUUAUUUUACAAGAUAUUUCCGGCCACCUGAAAAAGGAUAGGACGCGCCUUGAAAAGUCUGAAGUAACCAAUCAGGAGAUGGACGGUAACAGUACAGGCAAAUCGAAGCAAAUUGUAGAGAAAGCAAAUAAACAUCCAGAUUGGUUACCUGAGGGCUGGAGUGUGGACGUCAGGACACGAAAAAGUGGUCCAAGUAUGGGAGCUGGGUACAAGUGUUACAUUGAUCCAUUGAAUGGAUACAAAUUUUACUCUAAGCCUGAUGUAUUAAGGUAUCUCAAUGCCCUUAAUGGAAAUGGGAACAGUUUGAAGAAGGGAUGCACUGUUACACAUUCUCCAAGCAAUAUGCAGCACUUGAUCCAUUCUUUCCACACUAUGGCGAAUCGUUUCAAGAAGUUGGAUGGU